CGGUGUGAUUAGCGACAGCCUGAUUCUGUGUCUAAUGAAUAAAAUGGGGAGGGCAUCCGCCGCGUAUGCCUGUCCACAGUCCAACUUAUCUUGAUGCCCCUUUCUUCCUGUCUCUAUUACCUGCAUCGUUUGACCAUCCGCCUAUUUUCCACUGUUGUAUGAAAUCUGGACAUGUCUGAUCCCCAAGCCUAUACCGUCGGCUGGAUUUGCGCCAUCACGGCCGAGUACGUUGCGGCCCGGGCUUUUCUUGACGAGGAACAUGUUGGUCCGCGACGAGUCGCCCAGCACGAUAACAACAGUUACGUUCUGGGCAGGAUCGGCAGCCAUAAUGUCGUUGUUGCUACCUUACCCCAUGGUCAAUACGGCACGACCUCGGCAGCAGCGGUCGCUAGAGAUAUGCUCCAUAGCUUCCCGAACGUGCGUAUUGGAUUGAUGGUUGGUAUUGGAGGCGGCGCGCCUAGCCAGAAGCAUGACAUCCGACUUGGUGAUGUUGUUGUUAGCAGCGCACGUGACGGAAAGGGCGGCGUCUUCCAGUACGACUUCGGCAAAACCAUCCAGAAUGUCAAAUUUCAAGAGACCGGGUUCUUGAAUCAGCCACCGACACUGCUGCAAACGGCUGUUGCAACGCUCAGGGGCACGUAUGAAAUGAAGGGCCACCAGCUUCUUGACGCUGUUAAUAUAAAACUGGAGAAGAUCAAGAAGAAGACGAAGUAUACACGCCCUCACCGGGCAAGUGACAGAUUAUACAAGCGUAACAUUGUACAUCCUUCAAGUUCCACUGACGGCUGCGACGUUGCGUGUGGCGAUAAUGCCGCUUACCUCGUAGCUCGACAAGAACGGGACGAAGAGGACGACGACCCUGCCAUUCACUACGGCUUAAUUGCUAGCGCGAACCAGCUGAUGAAGGACGCGCGUGUUCGGGACAAGUUGGCGGCGGAGAGGGACGUUCUCUGCUUCGAGAUGGAGGCCGCCGGCCUGAUGAACCACUUUCCGUGCCUGGUCAUCCGGGGAAUCUGCGACUACUCUGACUCGCACAAGAAUAAGGAGUGGCAAGGCUUUGCGGCCAUGAUGGCGGCAGCGUAUGCCAAGGAUCUUUUAUGCCAAAUUGCGCCUAACAGUAUCGAGGCUGAGAAACCCGUGCACGAAGUGCUUGAUUCCAUUCAGGAUAUUCUUUUUGAAGUCCAACAGGGUGUACAAAAACUGAACCUUACUAAAACCGAGGAUUUAUCUAUCGCCCGUAAAUCUCAUUUCGUUGUACCGUUUCCUUCUGAUCCUGACUUCGUUGACCGGCCCGAUAUUUGGGUGUGGACCAAAACGCAACACGCAGGAUCUGAGAGGCGCUUUGCUCUUGUGGGCCUUGGCGGGUUUGGCAAGUCUCAGGUAGCCAUUCAAUUUGCUCACUACGUCCGCGUUACUUUCCCCAAUACCAGCAUCUUCUGGGUCAACGCCAGCACGAAAGAGACAUUCGAGGACUCCUACCGUUCUAUAGCAGAAGUCCUGGCGCUCCCCUGCCGCCACGACCCUGGUGUUAAUGUCUUAGCGCUGCUCCGUAACUGGCUGCAGAGAGAGGACGUGAGCCCCUGGCUGAUGAUUGUCGACAAUGCUGAUGAUGUCAAAAUGCUAUUUUCCAAGCUGAGUUGGGAAAAGGAUACAUCGAUGCCAGUAGCGUCAUAUCUCCCUAGGACGGACAACGGCAAAGUCCUAGUGACGUCGCGCAGCUGGGAUGCCGCAGAGAAGCUCACGGGCAGCGGCAAGAUGAUUUUUAGAGUCCCGACAAUGGAGGAAGCACAGGCGUUGCAGCUUCUCUACAAGAAACUUGACCAAGAUGUCGACGAGGUCGCCGCGUUGCGCCUGGUUCAGACUCUGGGCCAUAUCCCACUUGCUGUCAACCAAGCGGCGGCAUACAUCCACAAACGAAGCUGGGUGACAAUCCAAUCAUACUUAGAAGAACUCCAGAAGAGUGAAAAGCGGAAGGGCACUUUGCUGCGUAGCGACAGAGGGGACGUCCGACGAUACGACGGCGUGUCUAAUUCUGUCGCUCUGACGUGGCAGUUGACAUUUGAGCAGAUCAAACGGGAGCAGCCCCGGGCGGCUAACCUCCUGUCGCUGAUGAGCUACUUCGAUGCGCAAAACAUUCCCAAUUAUAUGCUUCAUGGCUAUAACAGCAGCGACAAUGGCAACGACGAUAAUGAGGACAACGACGAUGGGAAUCUGGAGGACGACUUGGAUGGGCUCCAGAGUUAUUCUCUCAUUACGAUGAAAGCCGCAUCGGGGUUUUGUGAGAUGCACUCGCUAGUACAAUUUUGCACAAAAGUUUGGAUUUCUGAGUUUGGCUGCCCAAAGCGAUGGAAGAGACUCCUCCUCCACUCGGCCUCACAACACUUCCCAUCGGGCAACUUUGAAACAUGGGAAGAGUGUCAAACAUUGAUGCCCCAUGUGGAGCCACUGUUAUCUGAAGAGCCGCCAGAGGAAAGCGAUCGAUUGGAAUGGAGCGGAUUACUGAUGAAUAUGUCUUGGUACUUUGUCAUGAUGGGCGAAUAUUCUAGAGCCGAGGCGGUGGUACAAAAGGCUGUGAGUAUUCGUACAGAAAUUGUAGGCCAGGAACACCCGUCAACGCUCACCAGCAUGGCCUACUUGGCUGUAACAUACCGGGACCAAGGGCGGUGGAAGAAAGCAGAGGAGCUAGGGGUGUGGUUGGUGAAGACGCGCCUAAGGGUGCUUGGGGAUGAACAUCUAGACACGCUUUCUAGUAUAGCUGAUUUGGCAUCAACAUACUGGAGCCAAGGGCGUUGGAAGGAAGCAGAAGAGCUAGAUGUGCAGGUAAUAGAGAUAAGAAAGAGAGUGCUUAGGGAUGAACAUCCUGACACACUUGCCAGUAUAGCUAACUUAGCGUUAAUAUACUGGUGCCAAGGGCGUUGGAAGGAAGCAGAGGAGCUAGGGGUGUGGGUGAUGAAGACGCGCUUAAGGGUGCUUGGGGAUGAACAUCCUGAUACGCUCAUCAGCAUGGCCAACCUGGCUCAUACUUGGGAAAGCCAGGAAAGGUACGACGAUGCAAGAAGGUUGAUGCGUGACUGCCUAGGACUUCGGCAGCGCUUCCUUGGGGUGGACCAUCCCCACACUAGAUCUUCCCUUUCGGCCCUUAAACAGUGGGAGAGGGUUGUUUCACAAGGUCUGAAGAAGAUCCCAUUUGUGAAGAGGCGAACCAUCUUUAAGGUUCUGAUGCGAAAGAGGCGAAUCAGAUUUACGCGCGGCUUAUAUAGACGAUGAGAGCUUAGCUAGAAGAUCGACAGAUAUAGAUAAUUAGCGUGAAACUCUGAAUAAUAUAAGCUAAAUAAGCCGA
This is a messenger RNA of Colletotrichum navitas, 3340 nucleotides long. RefSeq lists its product as uncharacterized. NCBI's taxonomy places the organism in Eukaryota, Fungi, Ascomycota, Sordariomycetes, Glomerellales, Glomerellaceae. Gene Ontology annotation, biological process: nucleoside metabolic process. The record is from RefSeq and is a predicted model, not a curated record. Gene Ontology annotation, molecular function: catalytic activity; ADP binding; protein binding. The transcript has 3 exons. The coding region runs from base 172 to 3267 and encodes 1031 amino acids.